Messenger RNA from Camelus dromedarius (Arabian camel), 3524 nucleotides. RefSeq names its product sialic acid-binding Ig-like lectin 14. The transcript is spliced from 7 exons. Gene Ontology annotation, cellular component: plasma membrane. Gene Ontology annotation, molecular function: sialic acid binding. Lineage: Eukaryota; Metazoa; Chordata; Mammalia; Artiodactyla; Camelidae. The coding region runs from base 108 to 1265 and encodes 385 amino acids. The record is from RefSeq and is a predicted model, not a curated record. Gene Ontology annotation, biological process: cell adhesion.
GCUCCCUCUCUCCGUCACCCGCUGGCUUCCUGUUGGGGCUUCCUCGGGGCGUCUCCUGCCCUGGCAGAGGAACCUGCGCCCCGGGCUCUGCCCUGGCCGAGGCGGACAUGGGGCCCCUGCUGCUGCUGCUGCUGCUGCUGCCCCUGCUGUGGGGGGGGUCCCUGCAGCAGCCUCCAGGGUACGGCCUCCAAGUGCAGGAGUCAGUGACGGUGCAGGAGUGCCUGGGCGCCAACGUGUCCUGCUCCUUCUCCUUCCCGGGGAGCAAGUGGUCCGCCCCCUCCAUUUACUGGUUCCGCCAAGGGGACGAUGUAGACACCAGUGCUCCUGUGGCCACAAACGACCCGCAAAGACCAGUGAAGGCAGAGACCGAGGGCCGAUUCCACCUCCUCGGGAACCGCAGGGACGACUGCUCCCUGAGCAUCAGAGACGCCAGGAUGAGCGACUCGGGAACCUACUUCUUCCGAAUGGUCGCAGGUUAUCGUGAGAGAUACACUUACCGAAAUACGCUGAACUUGCAGGUGACAGCCCUGACAGAGAAACCCGACAUCCAGUUUCUGGAGCCUCUGGAGUCUGGCCGCCCCACGAGUCUGACCUGCAGCCUGCCAGUCGUCUGCGCUGGGGCAAGAUUUCUCCGGUUCUCCUGGGCGGGAGACGCCCUUGAUGCGGUGGACCCAGAGACGCUCCACAGCUCGGUGCUCACCCUCACGCCGAGGCCCCAGGACCAUGGCACCAACCUGACCUGUCAGGUGAAACUCCAAGGAGGUCAGGGGACCACGCUGGAGAGAACCGUCCAGCUCAAUGUCUCCUAUGCUCCACAGCUGAUGACCAUCAGACUAUUCCAGGGGAACUCCACAGACCUGAAGAGCUUGAGCAAUGGCACCUCACUCCUGGUCCUGGAGGGUCAGUUCCUGCGCCUUUUCUGUGUGGCUGACAGCAACCCUCCUGCUGUGCUGAGCUGGUUCCAAGAUGGAAAAGCCCUGAGUCCCUCCCAGCCCUCAGCACCCGGUGUCCUGGAGCUGCCCCACGUGGGGGCUGCAGAUGGAGGAGAAGUCACCUGCCAAGCUCAGAAUGUGCUGGCCUCCCAGCAUGUCUCCAUCAGCCUCUCUGUGUGGAAAAAUGCCCCCUCCUGCAGCUGUGUGAGUGAGAAGCAGCAGGGCUCCUGGCCCCUGGUCCUCACCCUGAUCCGAGGAGCCCUCAUGGGGGCUGGCUUCCUCCUCACCUAUGGCCUCACCUGGAUAUACUACACCAGGUGUGGAGGCCACUAGGGAGCAGGGCUGAGAGGUGUGACUGAGCCUCCUUCCUUCUCCAGACGGGACUGAGGUGUGGACCCGGAGUCCGGAGGACAGACACGGGGACAUCGCUGUCAGCUUCUCCCUGGAAACUCUCCACUCCAACCCUGUCUCAUUUGUACCCACGAGAUUUUAAUUUGUGGAGGUGACUGCAUGACAACACAGAGAGUCAAUACCACUGAAAGGAGACUGUUAUUAGUGACAUUGUCCAAGAGCGGCUGUCACGUCGCGCGGGGUAGGGCCAAGCGGGAAGCGCCAGGUUCAGGAAGCAGGAGCUUGUGCAGGGAAGGCUCAGCCAGAGCCUUUCUUGGGGUUUCCAUGGGAACGGCGAUGCUGGGCAGGGAAAUACUUUAGGAUCUGCUAACUUGAAUAAUUCUGAUGGGCUUUGGGCUAUAGGGGUGGUGUUAAAUAGCCUGUUACCUGUUCAUGGAUGACUUUGGGUCGGGGAAGUAGUGGCUUGGUCGUGUGAGGGGUAAAUAAUUGGGGGGUUGGGGAUUAUGGGGUAGGAACUGGUCGGUUUGCAUUUGAGAAAAUGAGCUCCCAGCAGAGUUUUUCUGUCUGGAAGACUUGGCUGACCCUGGGAGGCAGUGUCCUUCCCAGGCCAGCAAGUUUUUUAAGAUGUCAAAACAUCCUAAGAUACAGAAAACAAAACACGGUUAUCGCACACACAGCCCGACUGCCUGAUGCAUUGUUUCUGCAGUGCCACGGCCAGCCUGCCGCUCUGCCUCUGCUCUCGGUCUUGUUACACCCCGCCUUCCCGCCCUGUUUCUCUCCCUCCAUCCCUAGCUCUGCAAAGGGAGUCUCGAGGCUUAUUUUCUCAUUACCGAGAAGUUACCUGUUUCACACCCAAGUUUCUGGUCCCCAAAACUUCCCUAUCAGCGUGGACAUCCACACACACUGGAGUCAGGAACACAGCUUUUCUUUUUGGGUUUAAAGUUACUAACCUCAGUGGGGGAGGGUAAUAGCUCAGGGGUAGAGCGUGUGCUUAGCAUGCACGAGGUCCUGGGUUCUAUUUCCAGGACAGCCAUAAAAAAAAUUAAUGAAUGAAUUUUUAAAAUACUAAAAAAUAGUUACUGACCUCAUAAUAAAUAGUAUAAAAUGUCACAUUUCAUUAUUUAAAUGUUUCUAAGCAAUAUAAUAAUACUAAAAUAUCGAUCUUGUCAUUUACUGUCUCUGUAGGAGUUUGCAGAACAAAUUAUAUCUUCAUCUGGCAUUAUUUUUGGUUGGUCGGGUUCAACUUCUGGUUUAGUCAUCUUUUUUUUGAUGCCAGACUGAAAUUGAGCAGAAUAUGCAAAUCUAAAGAGUACAAUUAGAUGAAUGCUUACACAUGUACACACCCCGCUUCUACUAUCAAGUCAACAGAUGGAUUCUUCCCACCUACCCCUGGUCAGGUCACGCUAUCAGAAAGAAGGGGGCUGGGCUGGGGUUGGAAGAGUGAGAGCAGUUCUCACAUCUCACGUCAAGGAGAACGAGGUGGGCGGCUCAGAUGGAGACGUGCUAAGAGGUGAGACAGCCUGGAAGGCGAGGGGAAGGACACCAAUGUCUGCACCGGGGCAAGGAGGACCAGGAGCGACAGAACGUGAUAAUGGUGGAUGAGAACACGGGGUCAGGUAUGUUGGUGCCCUGAGUGCCAGGCUGUACAUUUUCUGUCCCUAUAGAGCCAGCUUUUUUGUUUCCUCUCAAUGUUAUGUUUUUCAGAUUAUCCAUGUUUUUACAUGUAUCGAUAAUUCAUUUUUGGUUUUGGUAUCGUUUUUGCCUUUAACAUAGUAUUUUAUGUAUGAAUGUACUUCCAGGUUUGUAUCUGCUCUAAAAUAUGAUAACAUUGCAUUUGUUUCCAAUUUUUGGCUUUUCAAAAUAAUUUUAAUGUGAAUGUCAUGAUUUCAAAAAAUAGGAGAGCGAGCACUUUUUCCAUGGUGGGUAUGGAACUGCUUCAUCAUAAGGUAGGCAUCUGUUUAGCUCUAGAAGGUACCAACAGAGUUCUCCUGAGCAGUCAAAUAAAUUUACAUCCCACCGUCACAUGUGAGAGUUCUGAUCUCUCUUCACCCUGGCAGCUCUUAUUAACCUGCAUGUUCAGUUUUCAGCAUUGCAGUCGGUUUGCUGCAGUCUCUCAUUGCCUUUUAAACUUGCGUUUCCCUGAUGAGUAACGACGUUGAGCCCCCUGACUGUCUUCUUUGGUAAAAUGCCUCUUUUGACUCUUGCCCAUUUAAAAAUAAAAAUUGCACAUUUUCUUAUUGA